Messenger RNA from Cyprinus carpio (common carp), 3305 nucleotides. Its product is annotated as tissue-type plasminogen activator-like. The record is from RefSeq and is a predicted model, not a curated record. Lineage: Eukaryota; Metazoa; Chordata; Actinopteri; Cypriniformes; Cyprinidae. Gene Ontology annotation, molecular function: serine-type endopeptidase activity. Gene Ontology annotation, biological process: smooth muscle cell migration; plasminogen activation.
UGGUCCCACGCACUUAUCGGACAUUCCUGUCCCUCUCCCCGCCCCGCAUCAGCUCCGGGAUAUAUAUCCUGAGAUUCACGAGCUCGGACACAGAGACACGGAGGAGAUCCGGAGAGACGCUUUAGUUUGGAUUUAGACGCAUUCACGCGCACUGAAGAAGAAGCCGAGUACAGCGCGCUUGUUUCGAGAGGAGUUUAAAGAGAAACCUUCAGGUCAACAUGAAAUUGUUACUAAACCUGCUGUUGCUGCUUUUUGCUUUGUGCUGUGCUGCAGAUCCCAAAGUGUUCAAUAUCAGACAGAAGAGAGGCACGCGCACAUAUAGAGAAGCUUGUGUGGACGCUAAUUCGGCCGCAGUCAGAGACAUUGGGGCGACGUGGCUGCGAUGGAAGGGUCAGAAAGUUGAAUUCUGCCGCUGCGCCGUUCGAGCAAGAGUACGCUGUUAUGAGAUACCGGUGACCAAAUGUUUCGUGUCUAAGUGUUAUAAUGGAGGGACGUGUAAAGAAGUUCUUAACUCCAGUGACUUCAUCUGCCAGUGUCCUCCCGGGUUCACAGGAACACAGUGUGAAAUCAACACAACUGAGCGAUGUUCCAGGGGUCAGGGGUUGGGUUACCGUGGCACCUGGAGCACGAGUGAGUCAGGACUGGAGUGUAUUAACUGGAAUUCCAGCUCUGUCCGAGAGAAGAAGUUCACCGCCAGGAGACCAGAGGCAAACACACUGGGACUGGGAAAUCACAACUACUGCAGGAAUCCAGAUGGAGACGCUAAACCCUGGUGUUAUGUUUAUAAAAAUGCUCAGCUCUCAUGGGAGUUAUGCUCUUUACCGACCUGCGUAAUCGACCCCUAUCUAGAGUGCGUACGGGGAUCUGGUCGGACCUACAGAGGGAUGAAAGCCGUCUCACGCAGCGGUUCGAAGUGUCUGUCAUGGGAUUCACCCGCAGUGUCUCAUAAGAUCUACAACGCGUGGAGGUCCGACGCCAGAGAGAUCGGCAUCGGCAGCCACAACUUCUGCAGGAACCCGAAUGGUGACCUGGGCCCCUGGUGUCACGUCUAUAAAGGGUCUCGGUUGACCUGGGAGCUCUGUGACGUCCCUAAGUGCCCGAGGAAGACUCCAUCGAUCAGCACACUCGGCCCACGAGCCCCGAUAACCACCAAAACUCAAGGUUACUGCGGUCAGCGGGUUGAAGCUCCUUCGAACUCUCUGCCCAUGUUCAGGAUUCGUGGAGGUCAGGUCAGCGAUAUCAGAGAGCAGCCGUGGCAGGCCGCCUUGAACCUCUAUCUCCCACGUUCCAGAUUAUACAACCUCCUCUGCGGCGGUGUCCUCAUCGACUCCUGCUGGAUCCUCACCGCCGCUCACUGCUUCCAGAAGAGACAUGAUGAGAAUCAUCUUCAAGUGGUUCUGGGCCGAACCUUCAGGCUUCAGAACUCCAGCAGCGAGCAGAUCUUUGACGUGGAGAAAUACUGGAUUCAUGAGCAGUACGACGACGAGACGUAUGACAAUGAUAUCGCUCUGCUCAAGUUAAAGAGCAAGUCCGGGAUCUGUGCCGUGAACUCUGCAGAAGUUCUGCCUGCAUGUUUACCAGAUCCUAACCUAGUUUUACCGGACUGGACGGAGUGUGAGAUCUCUGGUUACGGGAAAGAGGAAGAGUUUUCUCCGUAUUACUCGGAGCGAAUUAAGCGCGGUCGGGUGCGCUUGUGGCCGCAGGAGCAGUGUGUCCCGGAGAAGCUGGCCGACCGUCUGGUGACCCCAAACAUGCUGUGCGCCGGAGACACGCGCGGCCUGGACGACGCCUGCAAGGGGGAUUCCGGCGGUCCUCUGGUGUGUCCCAAAAAUGGCAGGAUGACUCUGAUGGGUUUGGUCAGCUGGGGCGACGGCUGCGGGAAGAAAGACACGCCUGGUGUUUACACGCGUGUCACAAACUACAUAAACUGGAUCUCCAGCAAGAUGAGAGCGAACUGAGAUGCAAGCGAACAGCAUUCGCACAAAAUACAGUGACUGUCAGGUACUGGGAAUAAGAUGAUUGGGAAAAUACCUCGCAUUCACUGUCCUUCACAUCUACUGGACUCUACAUUUGACCAGCUCUGUGGCUAUGAGUGGCAUUAAAGGAGGAGACAUGGGAAAUCUGACUCCAAAGACGGUGUCCUGACAUUUUAUGCUAGCUGUCAGAUUUUCCUACAUGCGCACAUCAAUAUUGUGUCUUUUUUCUCAAGCUUAACAAUGAUAUUUAAUGUAUCUGCAUUAUUGUAAGGGUAGGUUUAGGGUUGGGGUAGGUGUAGACUUUAAUAAAACACAGUCUAAUAGGUAGAAAAUUAUUUAUUGUUUGUUUCCUGCAGCUGUGUCCUUUCUAGCUUCAACUGCGAAUAUAACACAUUAUCACUGUAUUUGCAUUACUGUAAGGGUAGGUUUAGGGUUGUGGUAGGUGUAGAUGUUAAUAAACCAUAAUUUUACCGGCAGCAUUCACGUUGUCGAAUUGUACUGUAUGGGAGGUAGCAAAAUCUGACAGGGUAGCACAAAUCGACAGAACAUGAUAAUUUACAACACACAACGUGGCCUUCAAUUUGCAUAAGGACAACAUUGGAAAUGCAUGAUAAAUGGUGGUAAAGUGCAAACUCUGAGAUCUAUUUAAAGCACUUUGUUUUAAAAUGAUACUGGAUUUAGAGGCACUUGUGCUUUGCUUUUAAAUAGAUAAGACGUGAGUGAGCGACUGAUGGCACUUUUGAAUGUCAUGUGACACUUUAUAAUGCUUGUUACAUCGUAAUAAUUUUUAACACUAAACUUCUGCUGGGUCAGAGAGACGUUUGUUUUGGUGGUCAGUAAUGCUGCGUUGAUCCAGACACACUCAUUUGACUGUAUUUAAUACAACUUUUUUGACUGCAGAAUGUCUUUAGCAACCCAGAUCUAAUAUUAUUGCAGACUUUAGGUGUUGGGAUGCAUAUUAAGUUAACUAUUUAACAUCUUUUAUACACUUUUAUACACAUGAGCAGCUAGUGCUAAGUUAUUGUUUUUAUAUGGUAAAUGGUCGUAUGUUAUUUUCGCCUGACAUUUUAUAAAACGUGAAAUGGAAACUGUUCUUUGUCUUUUGUAUGAAAAUAUUUAUUUCGGCAAGUGUUUUGUGAAUUCACACUGUCUAUUUAGUCAAACUGGAUAAUGGGGGUGAGUGAUUUCAGGAAAAACUGCUAAAGAUUUACAAAUAAAAGUCAUUUCAGAGACUUGAGUCUUGCAGCAAAAGCUAAUUUCCUUGUUUAUUUCCUUUAAAUAAAAUGUAUGGAAGCCUGUUUCCUCCACUUAAUAAAAAUGGAAAAAUAA